This is a messenger RNA of Callorhinus ursinus (northern fur seal), 3331 nucleotides long. RefSeq names its product interleukin 17 receptor E (gene IL17RE). The record is from RefSeq and is a predicted model, not a curated record. Lineage: Eukaryota; Metazoa; Chordata; Mammalia; Carnivora; Otariidae. Gene Ontology annotation, molecular function: interleukin-17 receptor activity.
GGCCUGCUCCCUCAGCUCCACAGCUCAGCUAUGUGCUCUGGGGCUUCUCGAGCCGACGGUACUGAUGAGGGGAUCCUUGAAGCUGGAGGCCCCUUUGGCAUGGGGCCCUUUGCCCAGAGGAGCUGGGUGGAGACGGAAAGCUGGGCUGCAGUCUUGAGGGUCAGCCAGGUGGGAGGUAGGAUGCAUAUGGGGGCAUGUGAGGUGUACGUGCGUCCUACAGUGACUUCUUGUUGCCCUGCUCCACUCUAAAUGGUGCCUCAGUCACCUGUCUGCAGACCCCAUUGUAGAAUAGUGCCUAAGAGUUCCUUCGUUCUCCAAGCGAGGGGAUGAAGCAAAUCUCCAAGGAAGCUCCAAGUCCAAGAGCGUUAGUGGGCGGGUCAGAUCUGCAGGGUGCUGCAGGAGUAGGAGGGGUUAAGAUGCGGGGACAGCCCUCCAUCCCCCUAACCCCGUGCUGGCCUCUUUCCUGUUAUUUCUCUGCCAGAGCAGGAGCCCCUUGCCCUCCAGGUGGGAGCAGUAGGGCCUUCUGGGGGGCAACCGUCCUUCUGUCCCUCCGCUAGGAGGAGAAGGAAUGUGGCCUAGCUGGCUGGUUAGGAUCUAGGAUCGAGGAGGAGCUUUGGGGCAGGGCGGGGCAGGGGCAGGCAGGCAGAGACGAAGACUCCUGCUCACUGCCCUCCCGCGGCUGCACAGCAAGGGCCCGCUGCCCCCCUUCAGGCUGUGCAGCCAUGUUCUGGGUGCUCUGACCCCACGGAAGCCCAUGGGGAGCCCCAGCUUGGCAGCUCCGCUCCUGCUUCUCCUCCUGCUCCUCAUUGGCCUCUCUGCCUCGGCCGGAAUUGGCUGCCCCUACCUGCCCCGCUGGAGCACCCACUGUCUGCUGGCCUCCCACAUGGAAGACACUCUCACUGGAAGGUCUGCCCAUAUUCCUUGCCAUACGCAGUUGGCCUUUCCUGUGUCCCUAAAGCCUUGGUGUGCUCAGCUCUGGCUCUGCCCCUAUCUGUGCCUGCGUCUGGUGUCAGAUCCUUCAGGCCUCCCGGAGGGCUGGUUCCACCUCCUUGUGCAGAAAUACAAAAAGUCCUAUAAGUUCCAGUUCUGUAGGAGACAUAAGAUGCCAACAUCUGCUCAGGCCAACCAUGUUCUCUGCCUACAGAGGAAGCUGCUGAGUAGCUGUUGCCUGUCUGAAAAGGGUCAUCACAUUGCUGUCUCCUCCCCAGACAUCUCUCACAAGGGGUUGCGCUCUAAAAGGACCCAACCUUCAGAUCCAAAGGCAUUGGAAGGUCUCCCCAGACCCAGCUCACAAAGGCAUGAAGGGCCUGAGUUCUCCUUUGAUUUGCUGCCUGAGGCACGGGCUAUUCAAGUGACCAUUCCUCCAGGACCUGAGGUCAGCGUGCGUCUUUGUCACCAGUGGGUACUAGAAUGUGAGGAGCUGAGCAGUCCCUUCGACUCCCAGAAAACUGUGUCUGGGGGCCAUGCCGUAGAACUGCCUUAUGAAUUCCUUCUGCCCUGUCUAUGCAUAGAGGCAUCCUACCUACAAGAGGACACCGUGAGGCGCAAAAAAUGUCCCUUCCGGAACUGGCCUGAAGCCUAUGGCUCGGACUUCUGGAAGUCAGUGCACUUUACUGACUACAGCCAGCACAGUCAGAUGGUCAUGGCCCUGACCCUCCGCUGCCCGCUAAAGCUGGAGGCCUCCCUCUGCCAGAGGCAGGGCUGGCACACCAUCUGCGAAGACCUCCCCAAUGCCACGGCUCAAGAGUCAGAGGGGUGGUAUGUCUUGGAGAGCGUAGACCUGCACCCCCAGCUCUGCUUCAAGUUCUCAUUUGGAAAUAGCAGCCAUGUUGAAUGCCCCCACCGGACUGGUGAGCCGUUAAGUGACCCUGGCUGGGACCCCCUUCCACCGUUGAACCCUUACCCAACUGUGACCAAGCCAGACUGGAGCCCUGUUCUGAUUUCUCUGGCAACUACAGCCCAGCUCUUAUCACCUCCUGCAAACAGAAUGUCUCCCAUGAUGCCCUUUCCCACCCUGGCAGCCCCAUCCUGGAAUGUUAGCAUGGAUACCCAGGCCCAGCAGCUGGUCCUUCACUUCUCCUCAAGGAUUCACGCCACCUUCAGUGCUGCCUGGAGCCACCAAAGCUUGGGGCAGGACAGCUUGGUGCGCCCCGUGUACAGCAUCAGCCAGACUCAGGGCUCAAGCCCAGUGACACUAGAUCUCAUCAUUCCCUUCCUGAAGCCAGGGAGCUGUGUCCUGGUGUGGAGGUCAGAUGUUCAGUUUUCCUGGAAGCACCUCUUGUGUCCAGAUGUCUCUCAUAGACACUUGGGGCUCUUGAUCCUGGCACUGCUGGCCCUCGCCACCCUGUUGGGCAUUGUUCUGGUCUUCACCCGCCGGCGCCCGCUGUCAGGCCCUGGCCGAGCGCGGCCGGUGUUGCUCCUGCAUGUGGCGGACUCCGAGGCGCAACGGCGCCUGGUGGGAGCGCUGGCUGAACUACUGCGGGCAGCGCUGGGCGGCGGGCGCGACGUGAUCGUGGACCUGUGGGAGGGGACGCGCGUGGCGCGCGUGGGCCCGCUGCCGUGGCUGUGGGCGGCGCGGGCGCGCGUGGCGCAGGAGCGGGGCACCGUGCUGCUUCUGUGGAGCAGUGCCGGCCCCAGUCCAGCCCGCGGCCGGGAUCCCCACUCGGCGCCCCUGCGCGCCCUGCUCCGCGCCGCCCCGCGCCCCCUGCUGCUGCUCGCUUACUUCAGUCGCCUCUGUGCCAAGGGCGACAUUCCCCCGCCACUGCGCGCCCUGCCCCGCUACCGCCUGCUGCGCGACCUGCCACGCCUGCUCCGGGCGCUAGACGCACGGCCCUCGUCUGAAGCCACCGGCCGAGGCCGCCUCGGGGAUCGGCCUUGCCUGCGGGGUCGCGUGGAGCUGUGCCACCGGCUGGAACGCGAGGCCGCCAAAUUUUGCCAACCGAGGCUGAGCAGAGACAGGCGUAGGGGUACUGGCUGGACCCCCUGAAUGAGCCUGCUACCCUAGAAUCCUUGGGGUGCGUCCUCAGGACUACUGGCCCAAAAUCCUUAUGCUCUGUCUGCUAGCCUGGGAGCAGAGCACUUCCCUCGCUGUCCCAGCCCCUUCCCUACGUCUGGCUUCUUCCUCAUGUUGACCCUUUCAGAACCAGCAGGGAGAGUCGCUGUUUACUGAGGGCUCCGCUGCUCGCAGUCCUGUUUGGGGUGGGGGAAUCUUCCCACUUCUUUUCUUCAAAAUUCCAGGAAGAGUAGUCUGCACAUGCUCCAGUCCAGGCUAGGGAGGUGUGGGACAGAGGUUAGGGGAGGCAGGAGCGAUGGCAAUUCUGAGUGAGGGGUA